Molecule: messenger RNA, 534 nt
Organism: Parascedosporium putredinis
Lineage: Eukaryota; Fungi; Ascomycota; Sordariomycetes; Microascales; Microascaceae
Source: the annotation of a GenBank genome assembly
AUGGUGAAGAAGAUGCACUCAAAGAACUGGAAAGCUCCCACGAAGACCCCCGAUGGCGCAAUGCUCGAAUGGUCGGUCGCUGAGCCCUUUGAUUCUGAUGCUUUUAUCACCAUUAUGAACGUCAUCCACGGGCGCAACUCGAGGGUACCCGGAACCGUCGACUUGGAGGCGCUAGCAAAGAUGGCUGUGGUUACAGACUAUCUCAUGUGCCAUGAAGCGAUGGAGCUAGUAUCAAGAACGUGGAUAGAGAGCAUAGGAUCGGAUCUUCCGACGCUCCUAAACCGGGAUUUGGUUCUUUGGCUUCUUGUAACCUCCGUUUUUAAAAACCCGGUCCGAUACAGACAAUUAACACGGACAGCCAUACUCGAAAGCGAGGCUGAGGUUCCGACUCUUGGCCUACCUAUCAGCUCGAAGAUUAUUGGUGAUAUUGAAGAAAAGCGGCAAUGGUGGCUCAACGACGCUUUUACCGCCAUGUAUAACGCCGCCGAUCUCCUGCGGAGCGGCUCUGCCUUUGCAACGAAACAUGCGACAUGA